Molecule: messenger RNA, 868 nt
Organism: Saprolegnia diclina VS20
Lineage: Eukaryota; Oomycota; Saprolegniomycetes; Saprolegniales; Saprolegniaceae
Exons: 1
Coding region: 15-782 (255 amino acids)
Source: RefSeq, a predicted model, not a curated record
GCUUCGCCAGGCCCAUGUCGUCGUCGCAGCUCCUCAAGCUCCACAGCGUCCUCGACGACGCGUACUUUGAGGUCCGCGGCAGGGCGUGCUCCACGGUUAGCGGUAUCGCGACCACCUUUACGGUCGUCAAGGACCCCAACCUCAUGGACAAGAUGAAGCUCAAGUCGGCGGCGUCGAGCAAGAACAAGGCCGAGCUCUUCGUGCGCAUUGACGUCGGUACGAUUACGAUCACGGCGCAGGGCGCGACGACCGACAUUGCGAUCGCACAAGGCUGCACGGACGUGCAUCUGCGGGGCCGGCGCAGCGUCAUCGUCGCGACGCGCCAGGGCCACGACCAUACGACGCUCGCAUUCAGCGACCGCCUCUCAGCCGUCGAGUUUUGCGGCUGCGUCGGGCUCAUCCAGCACAUUGAGCACCUCCGCGAGCCACGGUACCUUGCCGAGUCGCUCAACCACGACGCGAGCAUGCUCAAGUACACGCGCUUGACGCUGGCAUUUGCCGAAGAGAUGUGGACGCUCGCCAUGUGGCGGGAGCUCUGGCCGUACUCGAAUGUGCUGAGCGCGCUGCGCAGCGUUUUGGCUGCGCUCCCGGACGCGACAAACGUCCAGCGCGUCCGCGCGAUCAACGCGACGCUGGCCGAGGUGCACGACCAGUUUUACGGCCACGCAGCGAUCAACUUCUUCAUGGAGAAGGACGGCGUCCGGUACUACCGCGCUUCAUACGUGGCGCUGCUUGUCGCCAAGAUCAAGGCGCUCCAGACCCACCUCGCCUUCUACAUGUAGGCUACAGGACGAUAUAUAUAUAUAUAUUUAAGGGGGUAAUUCGCCACGUUAUUAUUGACUAAACGACAAUAUUGUCCAUUUCGCAC